Hydra vulgaris (swiftwater hydra) is the source of this 873-nucleotide messenger RNA. RefSeq lists its product as uncharacterized. The record is from RefSeq and is a predicted model, not a curated record. Lineage: Eukaryota; Metazoa; Cnidaria; Hydrozoa; Anthoathecata; Hydridae.
AUGAACAAGUUAAAUGAGUGUAAACUCAAGCCCGAGCAAAAAGUUAAGAUUCUGAAAGAAGUGGUUUUCUCUCGGGUAAACUACGUUUUGCGGAUGUCAGAGUGUGGCAUCAGCGAACUUCGGAGUUGGACACGAUUUGUAAGGAAUUGGGCGAAAAACAUCAUUCACUUACCCACAUGGUGCAGUAGUGACUGGAUACACUCGAUCAAAGGGUUAGGCAUUCCCGACGUUUCGAAGGGGAUUGUCAUACAACGUAUGAGGGCUUCGGAGAAAAUGUCUACGUCUGAAGACGGUAUAGUCCGCGUGGUUGGUGCACGACUUGUUCAGAAGAACAGAGUCUUGUGGGAAAAAGCCGGUUUCGAAGGUAUCGAACUGAAGGCAGCCAGGAGGCACUGCGAAGUGGAGAGACUCAACAACAUUGGUAACAUUACCAACGGCGUUGCACUCAAAACUAUCGCAGAAGUCUCCUCGGUAAAUCGGUACUGGAUGAUUGAUGACAACUUGAAAUCCGGGAACAAGAUUCUCGUUUGGAAAGCAAUGGCGGGUGCCAUUCCAACAAAGAUUAACCUUUCGCGGUGCGUAGCAGACCAGACCCUCAAAAAAUGUCGUCGAUGCAGUUUAACAGCGGAAACGGAUGGACACAUCUUAGCUGGAUGCCAUACUAGCAGCGACGCGUACUCAAAACGACACAAGAUGCUCUGUGAUAAACUCGCCAAAGAGCUCAAACUCAAUGGUGGACCAAGCAGACGUGUGUGGCGCGAGAGGACGUGCACUAGUACAGGCAGUGUUCAGGACGUGUCACUAGUACAGGCAGGCGAUAUAGACCUGACAUUAUCGUUAAAGAUGACAGUAAAAUCACAGUCAUCGAUAUGA